CCAUCUUGUAACUGACUGUGCACGUAAAUGCAGCAGAGCGACUCUAGCGAUACGCAGUUGUUUCACACGACACGACAUCUGCGGAGCUAUCCAGGGCUGCAUUCUCGCGCUGUUCUACCUGUACGUACUUGUAGCGCCGAGAACUGAGAGGUGCGCAUGCGCAUCGCAAGCCGUUACCAUGGAUACGGCAUAGUGUCCGUUGUGCGGUGACGUCUCCUAAUGAUCGCCAAUAAUGUGCGAGGGUCCCUCUUCGAUCUCCGGCCCGAUCCCUCCGGACCCCUCGCUCUUUCCGGAACGCUACAGACAGCCCGCCUCCGCAAGAGGGCGUCUUGAGGGGAACCAGGAGCCGCCGCCGCCGCAUCUGGCCCUGCCGUCAGGGCCCCUUGCACCCGAUCCUUUACUGUAUCCCGGAUACUACAGCGCUCGAACCCCCGCCCCCCCUCGCGCCGGCGCCGCUGCCGCCCACAUCCGCGAGAGGAGCCAAAAGGGAAUGGUGGGGCUGCUGCUCAAGAUGGAGGGCGUUUCUCUCGGCUCGACCCCCCCCAGAUCCCACCCACAGCCACGAGAUUAUGGCAAGGAGAAUGUUCGCAGGCUGAGGGAGAUCCAGAAGCGGUGCAGGGAGCAGGAGGCCGAGAGGGAGCGCACCAGGCCCCUGCCUGUCAAGGCUCUCUGGACUUCUUCCAAAUACCAGAAUGUCACGUCCAAAGUGAUGAUUCAGCUGCAGGAAGCAAACCCCCCCAAGAAGCCAGAGUGCCAGAACUUCCUGAGAGCUCACUCUGGGAGCAGCCCGACGAGGUCUCUCCUGCUCCAACGCUGCCCGUCAUCGCAGAGCCUGAACAGCUGCGAUUCGGAGAUGCAGGUGUGUGGGAGAACGGUCGAUUUCGUGGGCCUCAAUGCUCGGGCUGCGGGGAAGACCGCUCUGCGUCGCUCCCGCUCCUUGCAGAACAUUUCAAGGGAGCAGCCGAAGCCCGUCUGUGCACCGCGGGGCCUCGUGCCGCACUACCUGGAGAAGAGGAAGAGGCAGUGGCGGCAGGAGGAGGAGGACAGGAGGAAGAACAUGCCUGAUCCAUCAGUCCCAGCUGGUCAUACUCUAGUACCGGAGAAGGAGAGGCAGGAGAUGCUCCAGUCGCUUAAAAACACACAGCAAACCCUGGUGAAGGAGCUGCUCGCGCUGCCGAUGCGCACCGACACGCUGAGCGUCCGGUCUCGUCGCGCGCACCUGGACUGCAGGCUGUCGGAGCUGGACGAGGCCAUCAAGGUCUUCUCCCGGGACAAAGUGUUUGUGAGGACCGACUCGUAGCAGCUUCUGCUUCAAGAAGGACCAAGAGGCCCAGAAGCGCAGUUGGAACACAGAUAUUUUGUCCACUUUAGUUCGGGUAAUUUAAAGUGUAAUGUGGAGGUGUCAUUCCUGUCGGCCUCACCUGAGCUCUCCGUCAGUCAGAGAGGCGUGUAUCUGGACGCCGAACACAGUGAAAAGUUUGCCGAGCGCAUCGCGAGUUGUGCGCUAAUACCCUCAAGUAUGAACGUACGUGUCGCGUUAAAAACUCUGUAACUUCAUAACUGCUUGUAAGGCCGCUGUUUACACUGUUUACAUGCAGAAGAAGCAUCAUGAGCUGUUUUUCAUUAGCGCUCUUGCUACAGUCCUCGGGACACCUGGUACCCUGCGGUCAGUUUGUCGCUACGUCACGUUCAGAGGCCGUUUUUUCGUCUCAUACGGUGAGAAAACCACACCUUCAUUAUGACAUUCAAAGCGUUGGCGUUCUGCUCACGUCAAACAUGAGAAAUGUGUCGCUUUCUACGCGUACAAAUUACAGCAGUGCCAUAGUGUGACUUUUUACCCCUAUGAAGUUCGCGGGGAGACAGAGACGCAGACGCUCGAUGCUCAAAGCACCUUCCGUUGGUCUACGCUGCUGUUUGAAAGAGCCCGCAGUACAGGGGCAGCGGUGCGCGGCGCUGGUGGAGAACCGUCGUUUUUGGGGGACGGAUAAUAACGUUACACGAGUAGCAGCCCAUGGAACCGCUAGGAAAUACGCAGGUAAUUAUGAGAGAGGAUGGAAGGCGAGGGAGAACGUAGGGAGAAGAUAGGAGAUCGGGAGGGAAGUGGGUCUGAAAGGUGGGUUCUGACAUUUUGACGCUUCUUGAGUCGGGGGGGUCACAGAUAUCACGUCUUAUUUGUAGAUGCUGUAUGUGCAUAGAUAUUGGGGAGUAGAUCCAUCGAUGCUUUUGUAGACUGCAGUUAUAGUGCUGGACUCGAUGCGGGCAGAUAUAAGAAGGCCGGCGCAGAGAGACGAGGAGAAAAAAAACUAGUCGUACCGCGGUAUUCUGUGUCACGUGGACGGGUUUUAUGGCAAAGGCUGGAGGGCCUGAAAGCAGAUCAAACGGCUGCAUCGUGGGUUUCUUCCAGGUGCUCGUUUCCUCACCCACAAUAAAUAAAGAUG
This is a messenger RNA of Scleropages formosus (Asian bonytongue), 2438 nucleotides long. RefSeq names its product enkurin domain containing 1 (gene enkd1). NCBI's taxonomy places the organism in Eukaryota, Metazoa, Chordata, Actinopteri, Osteoglossiformes, Osteoglossidae. The record is from RefSeq and is a predicted model, not a curated record. The coding region runs from base 233 to 1300 and encodes 355 amino acids. Gene Ontology annotation, cellular component: cytoplasmic microtubule. The transcript is spliced from 8 exons.